Molecule: messenger RNA, 477 nt
Organism: Theileria equi strain WA
Lineage: Eukaryota; Apicomplexa; Aconoidasida; Piroplasmida; Theileriidae
Exons: 3
Coding region: 1-477 (158 amino acids)
Source: RefSeq, a predicted model, not a curated record
AUGUUUGAAACAAGUUGUAUGACCUCAAAUAAAGACAUAAUAUUGAUUCUUCAGAAAAUAUUUCUCUCAGAGUAUGCUCAACAUCUUCACAAGCACGUUUUUGAAACGGACUCUUCAUAUCCUGUAAAAAUUGACUACAUUGUAAAUGUUGCUAACGAUCCGAGAUACAUUCAGUAUACCUUCUUGUCCGAUGCUACAAAAAUUCUCGAGGCCACUGAAGAUGCAAAUAGGCCAAUAAAUGAGAUAAUGUCCGACUCACCUGUCGAUGAGACAUUAGAAAAAAGGGUUGUAGCGGAUUUAGCUGCAUCUAUUGGUCCAGAUGACCAUGUGGGUAGUCAGAAGGCUCUGGAUGGCACCCAAAUGGUAACAGAUGAAUGCAAUAUAAAUGUAGACGCUGAAUCAAAGAUUAAAAGUAGCAAACCAGUUGACCCAAAAAAGCGAAAAAUAUCAAUUCUCGAAUACUUUAAGGCUAAAUAA